Fusarium pseudograminearum CS3096 is the source of this 627-nucleotide messenger RNA. RefSeq lists its product as uncharacterized. The record is from RefSeq and is a predicted model, not a curated record. Bases 1 to 627 code for a protein of 208 amino acids. Gene Ontology annotation, biological process: RNA processing. Gene Ontology annotation, molecular function: RNA binding. NCBI's taxonomy places the organism in Eukaryota, Fungi, Ascomycota, Sordariomycetes, Hypocreales, Nectriaceae. Gene Ontology annotation, cellular component: cytoplasm; nuclear exosome (RNase complex). The transcript is spliced from 2 exons.
AUGGCCGUCGACGACAUCCCCUCCGUUGCCUUGCCAGGCAAGGUUUUGGGCCCGGUUACCAAGUUUGCGCCCGGCGCCGGUACACACGUUUACGAAGGAAAUGUAGUAUCUUCUCUACUCGGCCAAGUUACCGUGACGCCUGCGGCCAAGGGUCCAGGACCUCAAAAGCGCCUAAACAAGAUCACCGCACCGACGUCAGACGAGCUCGCCGCCAUCUCCGUAUCCCGCCAUGGUCGCAAGCGCGAGAUUCUCCCCGAUGUCGAUAACAUCGUACUUGCGCGCGUGCUCCGUCUCAUGCCCAAGCAGGCUAUUGUGGUGAUCCAGCAAGUGGGCGACACUGUUCUCCAAACCGAGUGGCAGGGCUUGAUUCGAGUGCAGGAUGUGAGGGCAACAGAGAAGGACAAGGUCAAGAUUUACGAAUCCUUCAAGCCUGGUGAUAUUGUGCGAGCGCAAGUGAUCUCCCUUGGUGACCAGGCCAACUAUUACCUCUCAACGGCAUCCAACGAACUGGGUGUUAUUUUGGCGACGAGCGAGGCGGGUAAUGACAUGGUUCCCAUCAGCUGGAAAGAAUACAAAGACCCCGAAACAGGCAUCAGUGAGCCUCGAAAAGUCGCAAAGCCUAGCUGA